CCCAUCGCACCUACCAAGCCUAUUCACUUCGAUAGUACAAUGGCGCUAUCUAACAGAGUUUCUGAAGAUCUCAGGGUCUUGAUGCCCAAGAUUGCCGUUCAAGUCGCGCAGCGGUCGUCCAAAAUCCCAUUAAUAGACAUGGGCACGGCGGAAAAUUGGCUGAUCCGCGAAGAAGUGAUACAGUUCUGUAUUCACUCAGUCAAGGAAACCAUCUCACCUGAAGGUCUCUCUUAUCAAAGAGGAUUUACGGGCGAUCCUGAUCUCAUCCAGGCGUUCUGCGAGUUUCUUGAGUCUUACUUCAAUCCACACCAAGAAUUGGACGCCUCUUGUGUUUGCACUGCUCCUGGAGGUGGUGCUAUUUUGGAGUCUUUCUUAGCGACCACGUGUGACGUAGGAGAUGGAGUACUGGUCAUUGCGCCUUUCUGGAGCGGAUUUCAUUUCCAAUUCAAACUCCAAAAAGUCCAGAUUCUGUCUGUUCAAGUUCCAGACGAACUCGCAUUCAGCGAGAAGAUUGUGGAUUUUCUCCAAAAAGCAUUUCAUGAUGCACAUACGACUGUAAAGGCAGUUGUCAUCUGUAAUCCUCAUAACCCUCUCGGUCAAUGUUACCCGGCAAACACCCUCGCGGCAAUAGCACAGUUCUGUGAGAAGCACGACUUGCAUCUUCUGUCUGAUGAACUUUACGCUCUUUCUGUUUUCGAAUCGCCUGAUCUACCAAAGGCCUCUCCUUUCACGAGUAUACUUCGGCUAGAUGCGAAAGCUAUAGGUGUCUCACCAUCGCGACUGCACACAAUGUGGAGUGCUAGUAAAGACCUAGCGUGUAACGGACUUCGAGUUGGGUUUUUCGCAAGUCAGAACCGGGAAUUGGUGGUUGGAGUCUCCAUGACCUCCAACACUCAAGUAUCCUAUCUCUCCAGCCUUGCGGUACGGGGAAUGCUAUCCGACAGAAAGUUUCUGGGUGACAUCAUCACCUUUAAUAAGACCCGCCUGAGUCAGGCGUACCAUGUUGUGUCUACGUUCCUCAAACGCCUGAAUAUAGAAUACUUUCCAGUAGCUGCAGGUGUAUAUGUUUGGGCAAAGCUUUCACCAAAGGUCAAGACUUGGGAGGCCGAGGCGGAGCUUGCAGCAACUUUGUCCGAGCGCAGAGUGGCUAUCAGUUCGGGAAGGUCAUACUCGUCUGUAGAGCCUGGCUGGUACCGCUUGACCUUUGCUCUUAGACCCCAAGAUUUGAAAAAAGGACUCGCAAUCAUCGAGGAAGUACUUGUGCAGAGCUAG
This is a messenger RNA of Periconia digitata, 1272 nucleotides long. NCBI's taxonomy places the organism in Eukaryota, Fungi, Ascomycota, Dothideomycetes, Pleosporales, Periconiaceae. The record is from the annotation of a GenBank genome assembly.